Ixodes scapularis (black-legged tick) is the source of this 1033-nucleotide messenger RNA. RefSeq names its product protein ALP1-like. NCBI's taxonomy places the organism in Eukaryota, Metazoa, Arthropoda, Arachnida, Ixodida, Ixodidae. The coding region runs from base 13 to 792 and encodes 259 amino acids. The record is from RefSeq and is a predicted model, not a curated record. The transcript is spliced from 6 exons.
ACAUGCGCUGCAAUGUGGAACAUUCUGCAGCCCAUCUACGUGAAAUUUCCACAGGGGCCAACCGAAUGGAAAAAGAUUGCAGCAGAGAUAGAUUUACUCUGGAAUUUUCCUAAUUGUAUUGGUUGCAUUGAUGGAAAACAUGUCAACAUUGAGUGCCCCAGCAACUCAGGUGCAAGAAACCUGAACUAUAAGAAGACAUUUAGUACAGUUCUUAUGGCAGUAUGUGAUGCACGCUACAGCUUCACGUAUGUUGACAUCGGUCAUUAUGGCGGAGAGAGUGAUGGAGGGGUUUUUUCAAGGACGCCACUUUUCGGGGUUCUAGCUGACAGCGGAUAUGGCAUCCCUCCUCCUGCAAAUGUGGGCUCUGCAGGCCUGAUCCCCUACUUAAUGGUCGGGGAUGAGGCGUUUCCGCUGAAGCCCUUUCUCAUGAGGCCAUAUCCUGGGCGCGAGCUCCAAAGUUGCAGAAACAGGGAACCUGACCGGGAAGAGUACCUGAAAAUGGCCACCUUUAAUUACCGGCUGAGCCGUGCGAGACGGCUCAUAGAGAAUGCGUUUGGGAUCAUGGCCAGCAGGUGGCGAAUUCUACGAAGAGCAUUUCGAGCCUCGGAAGAAACAACAGAAAAUAUUGUGAAGGCGUGCGUGGCUUUGCACAACUUUCUGCUCAAGAAUUCUGCCAUGUCAAGGACUGCUUUGGAAGUACGGGACCGACUGGCCACAUACUUCCUCAACGAGGGAAAGGUCCCGUGGCAAGAAAGAAUCGUAACUCGAGCGGGACAGCAGGAAACAACGUAAGUACCGGGAUGAUGGCACUUGGUCAGCAGGCCUCUUGGCUGAUCUGGGCAAACCAAAGGAAGCAAAUCAGCCAGGACGUACAAGAAUAUUGAAGACAUGAUUUUCUUACCGUGAAGGACCUACAUCGGCUCCCGUGCCUGGGUGUUCAUAGAUGCUGCAAAAUAAAGGCAGACUGUGAAUUUGUGCUUCAGUAUUGUAAGAGGAGUAUGCAGUGCACCUUGCAGCACCAAUAAAGGAUUGA